Molecule: messenger RNA, 588 nt
Organism: Cryptococcus wingfieldii CBS 7118
Lineage: Eukaryota; Fungi; Basidiomycota; Tremellomycetes; Tremellales; Cryptococcaceae
Product: rho GDP-dissociation inhibitor
Exons: 6
Coding region: 1-588 (195 amino acids)
Biological process (GO): Rho protein signal transduction
Cellular component (GO): cytosol; membrane; cytoplasm
Molecular function (GO): Rho GDP-dissociation inhibitor activity; protein binding
Source: RefSeq, a predicted model, not a curated record
AUGUCUGCCCACCACGAAGACGAACUCGCUCCCAGCCAGACAGAGGGCUACAAGCUCGGCCAGUCCAAAACCGUCGCAGAGCUCGCAGCCCUCGACCAGGAAGACGAGUCCCUGCAGCGAUGGAAGCAGUCCCUCGGUAUCGGCGCUGCCGGCGGUGCUGGCGGUGAAAAGAAGGCUAUCCUCAAGUCUCUCUUCCUCACUUCUCCCACCCUCCACCACCCCAUUUCUAUCGACUUGUCUCAGUCCAAGGACCAACUCGCCCAACUCAAAAAGGAACCCCUAACCAUCAAAGAGGGCGUCGAGUAUUCUGUCGGCAUCACCUUCCAGAUCGCCAACGAGAUUGUCUCGGGUCUCAAAUACAUCCAGGUCGUCAAGCGGGCUGGUAUCACUGUCGACAAGACGGAGGCCAUGCUCGGGUCCUAUGGCCCCCAGGAGCAGCCUUAUGAAAAGAUCUUUGCCAGUGAAGAGAGCCCGUCAGGUAUGCUUGCCAGGAGUGGUAGCUACGUCGUGAGGAGUCGUGUCAUUGACGAUGAUGCGACUGUCUGGCUCGACUUUGAGUGGGGAUUCAAACUCGGCAAGGAAUGGUAG